This is a messenger RNA of Caenorhabditis remanei, 972 nucleotides long. RefSeq lists its product as uncharacterized. NCBI's taxonomy places the organism in Eukaryota, Metazoa, Nematoda, Chromadorea, Rhabditida, Rhabditidae. The coding region runs from base 1 to 972 and encodes 323 amino acids. The transcript has 2 exons. The record is from RefSeq and is a predicted model, not a curated record. Gene Ontology annotation, molecular function: protein binding.
AUGGAACGCGCAUUUCCAUUAUUCCAACUUCCUGAAAAUGCUAUCAUCAUAGUUCUCGAAAACCUGCGUUUGGGACAACUGUUCGAAUUCUCCCUUCUCUCUUCAAAAUGCAAAAACCUUGUGAUAUCGUUAGGCUUUAGAGUCCGUCAUGCUUACAUCACCAUUUCUCGAAAGAUUAGUCUAAUUGUGUACACUGACACAUCUGUUCUCGUUUUACACUUCUAUAACAAUUUGAACGAUCAGAAUGUGGCACUACCUGCAGACAUUACUCUUCCAGUUGAUGCGUUUCUUUCAUUAGAAAAACAAAUAAUUCAGUCCACUACAUUCAACUUCAGUGAUUGGUUGAAUUACAUUCGGACUGUAUUCUGCUUUAAAAAACCACCGAGUGUUUAUUUUCGUGAAGGCUGUGAGAGAUUUGAGGUUCAAUAUUUAAAAGAAGCGAUUGGAAAUGUCGAUGUUCUUUAUGUGGCUAAUGAAGUAACUGGUGUAUAUAACAAGGAAGUUUUGAAACGUUUCAUUGCACCCAACUCAAUGUCUCUGGGAAGAAAUCUAUUCGAUGAAACUUGUGAAGUUCAAAAAUUUUUUAUACAAAACUUCGAAAGGGUGGAAUUCAAUGAUGUAUACUCACUGGACGACAUGCUAUUGUUGAAUAGUGAAAUAGUCAAAUUUUAUCGUCCGACAACCCAAAAACAAAUCAAUCAAUUCCUCCACCACUGGAUCCGUGGCUCAAAUCGAAGACUGCAACGAAUGUCUCUAUCAAUUGGUGACACUGAUUUAGUGAGAAGGGAAGUGCUUCUAAAAGGAAUUAAUUUUGUGGAUGUGGCAGAAGAAGAGCAAUUAGAAAUCUGUCGAAAUCACAGCAUUGACAGUAAUAAUCUGGUUGAAAUCAGACGGAAAGACGGGACACCUGCAGUGAUUGCGGUGAACGAAAGACGCCCUUUUCUCAAUGUCCACUUUGUUGUUUUAUACUAA